CUUUGAACUCAUGAUCCUCCUGCCUCCACCUCCUGAGCUGCUGGAUUACAGGUGUGCGCCACGGUGCCUGGCCCAUUAUGGAUCUUAAAGGAAAAGAUGUCCUUCUGGUCUUCGAUUCUGAUCUGCCUUUUCCUGCUUAUCUCUGAUUCCUGUGAGUUCUUUGCUGAAUCGAAUUACUCCAGGAGCUAUCCUUGUGAUGAGAAAAGGCAAAAUAACUCCAUUAUUGCAGAAUGUGACAGCCGUCAACUGCAAGAAGUUCCUCAAACAGUGGGCAAAUAUGUGACAGAACUCGACCUGUCUGAUAAUUUCAUCACACACAUAACAAAUGAAUCGUUUCCAGAGCUUCCAUAUGUCACUAAAAUAAAUCUAAACCACAAUGCCAAUCAAGAGCACUAUAAUAAAAAUCCUGAUAUGAAUAAAAAUGGCAUGAAUAUUACAGAUGGAGCAUUCCUCAAUCUAAAAAACCUACAGGAGCUACUGCUUGAAGACAACCAGUUAGAGAGAAUACCCUCUGGUUUGCCAGAGUCUUUGAGAGAACUUAGUUUAAUUCAAAACAAUAUAAUUUCAAUAACUAAGAAUGACACUUUGGGACUUAUGAACUUGGAAAGUCUCUAUUUGGGCUGGAACUGCUAUUUUGUUUGUAGUGAAACAUUUUACAUUGAAGAUGGGACAUUUGAAUCCCUUACAAACUUGAAGGUGCUGUCACUGUCUUUCAACACUCUUAUCCAUGUGCCACCCAAACUACCCAACUCCCUUCGAAAACUUUAUCUGAGUAACACCAAGAUCAAAACUAUAGGUCAAGAAGACUUCAAGGGAUUGGUAAAUUUAAGAUUACUAGAUUUAAGUGGGAACUGUCCAAGAUGUUUCAAUGCACCUUUUCCUUGUACACCUUGUGAUGGAAAUGCCGCAAUUGAGAUACAUCCUCUUGCUUUUCAAAAUCUGACCCAGCUUCUCUACCUAAACCUCUCUAGCACUUCCCUCCGGAAGGUUCCUUCCACCUGGUUUGACAAUAUGCACUACCUGAAAGUGUUGCAUCUCGAAUUCAACUAUUUAGUGCAAGAAAUGGCCUCUGGGGAAUUUUUAACAAAGCUGCCCAAUUUAAAAAUACUCGAUUUAUCUUUUAACUAUGUAAAGACAGAAUAUUCACAAUAUAUUACUCUUUCCAAAAACUUCUCUAAACUUCAGUCUCUCAAGGCACUGCAUUUAAGAGGUUAUGUGUUCCAGACACUCAGAGAAGAAGAUUUCCGACCUCUAAUGGUUCUACCACAACUUCGAACUAUCAACUUGGGGAUUAACUUUAUUAAGCAAAUUGAUUUUACCCUUUUCCAAAGAUUCCCCAAACUGGAAAUUAUUUACUUGUCAGAAAACAGAAUAUCACCAUUGGUAAGUGAUAUCAGGCAAACUCCUACAAAUGGUUCCUCUUUGCAAAGUCAUACCAUUAAACGACGCUCCAUGGAUGCCAAGUUUGACCCACAUUCAAAUUUUUAUCAUAACACCAAUUCUCUAAUGAAGCCGCAAUGUACUGGUUAUGGCAAAGCCUUGGAUUUAAGUUUAAACAGUAUUUUCUUUAUUGGUAAAAACCAAUUCAAAGGUUUCAGUGACAUUGCCUGUUUAAAUCUCUCUGCCAAUGGCAAUGGCCAAGUAUUUAAUGGAACUGAAUUUUUAGCUGUGCCUCAGGUCAAAUACUUGGAUUUGACCAACAAUAGACUAGACUUUGAUGAUAACAAUGCUCUCCGUGAACUGUCCCACCUGGAAGUUCUAGAUCUCAGCUAUAAUGCACACUAUUUCAAAAUAGCAGGGGUAACACAUCGUCUAGGAUUUAUCCAAAAUUUGACACAGCUCAAAGUUUUGAACCUGAGCUACAACAGCAUUUAUACUUUAACAGAGGAGAAGGAACUGAAGAGCAUGUCCCUGAAGGAAUUAGUUUUCACUGGAAACCGCCUUGACCUUUUGUGGAACACCAAAGACAACAGGUACUGGUCCAUUUUUAAAUGUCUCAGGAACCUGACACGGCUGCACCUGUCUUCUAAUAACCUCCAGAAUAUCCCAAAUGAAGCAUUCCUUAACUUGCCAGACAAUCUCACUGAACUGUACAUAAAUAAUAAUCUGUUAAAUUUCUUUAACUGGACACUACUCCAGAAGCUUCCAUAUCUCCUCUUGCUUGACUUAAGUGGAAACGAGCUGUCCUCUUUACCUAACAGCCUAUCUAAAUCUACACCUUCUCUUCAGACACUGCUGCUGAGCCGGAACAAGAUUGCCCACCUUCCCUCUGGCUUUUUUUCCGAAGCCAGCCAUCUGGUGCACCUCGAUUUAAGUUUCAACUUGAUAAAAAUGAUCAACAAAUCCACACUUCAGACAAAGACCACUACCAAUUUAGCUCUUUUGGAACUAGGCAGAAACCCUUUUGACUGUACCUGUGACAUUGGAGAUUUUCGAAGUUGGAUAGAUGAAAAUCCAAAUGUCACAAUUCCUAGAUUGAUAGAUGUCAUUUGUGCCAGUCCUGGGGACCAGAGAGGGAAGAGCAUUAUGAGCCUAGAGCUGACAACAUGUGUUUCAGAUACCAUUGCAGCCAUACUCUUUUUCUUCACAUUCUUUAUCACUACCAUGGUUAUGCUGGCUGCCCUGGCUCACCACCUGUUCUACUGGGAUGUCUGGUUUAUCUACCAUAUGUGUGUUGCAAAGAUCAAAGGUUACAGGACUCUUUCCACAUCCCAAACUUUCUAUGAUGCUUACAUUUCUUAUGACACCAAAGAUGCCUCUGUUACUGAUUGGGUAAUCAAUGAGCUGCGCUACCACCUUGAAGAGAGUGAAGGGAAAAAUGUUCUCCUUUGUCUACAGGAGAGGGACUGGGACCCGGGGUUGGCCAUCAUUGAUAACCUCAUGCUCAGCAUAAACCAGAGCAAGAAAACGAUAUUCAUUUUAACCAAAAAAUAUGCCAAAAGCUGGAAUUUUAAAACAGCUUUCUACUUGGCAUUACAGAGGCUAAUGGAUGAGAACAUGGAUGUGAUUAUAUUUAUCCUGCUAGAGCCAGUGCUACAGCAUUCUCAGUACUUGCGACUGCGACGGCGGAUCUGCAAGAGCUCCAUCCUCCAGUGGCCUGACAACCCCAAGGCAGAAGGCUUGUUUUGGCAAAGUCUGAAAAAUGUAGUCUUAACUGAAAAUGACUCACGAUAUAAUAAUCUGUAUGUUGAUUCCAUUAGGCAAUACUAACUGAUGUUAAGCCAUGUUUUGACACCAUAAUAAAAAUUCAAGGCAAUGACCCUUCUCUCUUAGGUAUCUAUUACUGUGUAACAAGUUACCACACAACCUAGAGGCUUAAAACAACCCAUGUUUGUGAUCUCAUAGUCCCUGGAAGUCAAGAGACCAGAUGCAGCCUAACUGGGUCCUUUGUCACAAGGUCUCUCAGAGGCAGCAUUCCAAGAAUUGGCCAGGGCUACAGACAUCUCUGGGAUUGGGACCCACUUUCAAGCUCACAUCUAUGUGGUCAUGUUCAGGAUUCAAUUUCUUCUGGACUAUUGACCAAAUGCUGCUCUCAGGUACCUGCCAGGUGGACCUCUUUCACAAAGCAGCUGGUUUCAUCAAUGCCAGCAAGAGAGAGGGGUUGCUAGCGACAUUAAAUCAUGUGUAAUUAAAUGACAUUAAAUUAUGUGUGAUCUAUUCAGGGAAAUGAUACCCCAAUACUUGGACCGUAUUCUAUUUGUUAAAAGUCAACCACAGAUUCCACCAGCUUCAUGGGAAUGACCACUGAAGUCCAGGGAAAACAGCAGAACUGGUGGGACUGUGAUCACCUCAGUCUGUGGAAAUCAGUCUAUGACAGAUCAGUGGUUGACUUAGACAAUCAUCAACAGUUUCCCCUGGACUACCAUCCAGCCUGCCAUCUUGGUCAUACUGUGAAUGCCAGGAGGUAUGUAUCAUUGUGGCCUCUUAGCAAUCAGCCUACAACACCUGCUUUUUAAUAUAUAAGAACUUAUGGCACUGUUAAUUAAUGUUUCUGAUUAGACUGAUCAUAAGUGUUAUGGCUACAUGGUUAUAUUAUGCUAUGAUUGAAUUAGCCUUUCUUUUACAAUAACUUUUAGAGAUAUUGGCUAUAAUGUUUGACUUUUAAGGUUUAGAUGUCAUGUAAAGGCUGAAGUGGAUAGGUUUUUAGUAUCUUUUAUUUCUUAACCAUUUUUUUAAAAAAAGUAUGCAUCUACAUUGAAAGCUUUUGGAGUAUUUGUUAAUUUCCCACUGCUGUAAAUCUUAAGAUGAAUGAUUAAACUUUCUUCAUUUUACAAGACAAGUGUAUGAUAUGUAUAUAAUAGGGAAAUUAAGCUAUACUAUAAAAGAAAUUGACACCUAUGCUGGGUUUUUGAGAAUUCUUUUUGGAAAAAAAUAUCAUCAGUAGAAAUCAAAGGAAAAGCCAUUUUUAUAUUAAGAUAAUUAUUAAUACAGAAAUUAAUUCUUUCUUAAUUUCAGACUCAGAAAAUAUAAAAUCAGGUGUCUGUUGGUACCCUUUACAUAAUCUUCCCAAAUAAAGCCAUUUGGCUUCCUCACCACUACUACUAGCCCCAUAGUUCCUGCACAGCAGGUCAUUGCACCCUCAAUCCAGUAUGAAUCUUGAAUCAGCUUAUGAAAUCUACUUGAGAAUAACUGGACCUUAACUAAGCAUAAGAAAAUAAAGUGCCUUCAGCAUGAAAAGAAGAAUCACCUCCAUUGCAUCAUUCUUCCUAAAAUAUAAUAGCCUCUUUGUUAAUCUUGCAGGAUGAGUUAUCUUUAAAUGUGUAUGUCUAAGCAAUUGACCCAAACAGUAUGUCACGAUGUUAUCUAAUAUGGACAAAGUAAAAAUCAACACAAGUUUGCCAAA
Molecule: messenger RNA, 4843 nt
Organism: Marmota flaviventris (yellow-bellied marmot)
Lineage: Eukaryota; Metazoa; Chordata; Mammalia; Rodentia; Sciuridae
Source: RefSeq, a predicted model, not a curated record